This is a messenger RNA of Alternaria alternata, 961 nucleotides long. RefSeq lists its product as hypothetical. The record is from RefSeq and is a predicted model, not a curated record. NCBI's taxonomy places the organism in Eukaryota, Fungi, Ascomycota, Dothideomycetes, Pleosporales, Pleosporaceae. Bases 356 to 730 code for a protein of 124 amino acids. The transcript is spliced from 2 exons.
AUGCUUCGUCUACUGACAAACUCCUUGCGCGCAAUAAUCAUUGUUUUGACCGCGAUCUACUUGAUCCGCCCGGGCCCGGGCAUGGGUUUUAGAUGUGCAUGAUCGACUGCCUCAGGAUCGCUUACCCAGCAUUCCUUUAAUGGAAAGCGAUAUAGUAUCAAUGCUGUUCAGAAGUCGCAGUAUAAAGGUAGCGCAUACGCCUGCCCAAGGUUGUUUUCCCAAGCCAGUCUUCCAAUUCACUCUACAUUUACUUCAUUCACUUCCCGCUGCGCGGAUCACUUUCACCCAUCAACACUUUUCGAUAAUCAAUUGUUAAUACCCCGAACCGAUACAUUUCGCAACUCAAAUCGCCAAUAUGCAGUUCUCCAUCACCGCCGUUCUCUUUGGCCUUGUCGCCAUCUCCUCUGCCGCUAUCACCGAUGUCGAAGGCGUACGCAACACUCCUCGCAGCGAGCUUGAGAACCGCCAGGCAGCCAACGGGGCUUGCUGCAUUCCCAACCAAUCUCUGAAGCAGGAUGCCUGCACUGUCAACGGUGCCGCUGGCAAGUGUGUGCCUGGAGGCCCGGCUGCAUGCAACGGUGCUCUCAACUGCGUUGCAAACAACCAGUUGGUGUGCGACAACAACGUCAAGGAGCGCUCCGGCGUCCUGUGCCGCUUCCAGGCAGCCAAUGGCAAGAUUCAGGACGGUGCUCAGCAGAUCAACAGCCUUGCUCAAGCCAAGGUCAACUAGAAUGGAGAUGGGGAUUGGGUGUUAGGUUGAGUUUGUGAAUCUGUAUAGGAGUUCUAGGUUUAUAACAGUUUGUUGCAUGGCUAAGUGCAAGAGUAAGUGUCUUUGACAAUAGAGGAAUUGUAUGCCACCCAGAUGUUUCCAUAAUGCCGUGAAGACUAACGGCUGGAUUUCCGAUCUCCUAAGUCUGCUGAGGCAAGGUCGUAAAUUCCAUCCCUGUCAAGGCAUACAGCC